AUGGUGCUGACAAAGCGCGCGUCGGAGAAUUCUGCACUAGGACUCUGCGUGGGGGAAAUACUCAAUCCAUUUAAAUGGUAUGGAAUCGCUGGCUACAUCUUGCAUAGUGGGUCUAGCAUCUUUGUUCCUUGGAUUGAUCUGCUCUACUCUGCGGGACUGUGCAACAUGCCGUACCUACAUGUACCCUGCGCACCCUCCGCACUACGAUCUCACUCUCGGCGUCCACCGUCUGGAAUUCUCACUCGGUCUCACAAGCAAUGUGAGCCUACAAUUCCACCUACACCCAAACUCUCUCUACGCCCGCAUCACCAAUCGAACCCCCCAAGCCCCACCACACCCAACUACACACACCAAACCAAACCAAACCACACCACACCACACCACCAUGUCCGCCUUGCGCGCCCCCGCCCGCCUCACCCGCCGUCUCCCCCCGCCGCCCACCGCCUCCUCAGCACAACCCCCCACCGCUACGCCGACUCCCAACGCCAACAAAUCAGCAUCUCCCCCGCCACCCCCCACAAAAAAUGGGCCGACCUCUCGGCCACGCAAAAGGCCGCCCGCACCGCCAGCACCAGCGCGAACCUCAUCACCAUAGUCGCAGGGAUGGCAUUAACCGGCGCCGUGUUCACGCUCCUCUACUUGGAGGUGUUUGCGCCCGACAGCGCCGCAAACUGGUUCAACACCAUCCACGCCCGCGUGCGCGCGGACGAGCGGUGCGUGGGCCUGCUGGGCAACAGGAUCAAGGCGUACGGCGAACCCACGUCGAACCGGUGGUCGCGGAACCGGCCGAUUGCGUCAAAGACUUGGAAGGACAAGUAUGGCGUGGAGCAUCUGGUGAUGCAUUUCAACGUAGAAGGGCACAUUGACCGCGGCGUUGUGAACGCCCACCUCGUGAAACGGCCCGGUGAGGGCGAGUAUACGUACCAGUAUCUAUUUCUCGAGGUCUCAGGCAAACCACGGAUAUACCUUGAGAAGGACGAGUCUAAGACUGAGCGCGAAGGAGGCCCCAAGAAGCGGCUGUUUGGCGUCCAGUGGGGCUGGUAG
Messenger RNA from Morchella importuna, 1044 nucleotides. RefSeq lists its product as uncharacterized. Lineage: Eukaryota; Fungi; Ascomycota; Pezizomycetes; Pezizales; Morchellaceae. Gene Ontology annotation, biological process: protein import into mitochondrial matrix. The transcript has 8 exons. The record is from RefSeq and is a predicted model, not a curated record. Gene Ontology annotation, cellular component: TIM23 mitochondrial import inner membrane translocase complex. The coding region runs from base 1 to 1044 and encodes 347 amino acids.